AAGAAGUUGUUAUAAGCUAAUUUAAAAGUUCUUUCAGACUAGACGGUUUUCAUCGCUUGCUCGUCGUCCCUUACGCAUGCGUGCCAGCGCAGACCCAAACGCGGGGGUACUAUAAAAGGAAUCCCCGAGCGCCUACGUGUCAUUGUCAUCAGCCGUGCGAAAAAAACGCCGAAUCGUGAACAAUGAAGCUUCUUCUGAUUAUCUGUCUCGGUCUGCUGGCCUUCAUCAGUGUCCCAGCUCUGUGUCUGCCAGAGCGACAUUCGUCGCUCAAAUAUCCGUACUUUUAUCGUGAAAGAAACGUGUUGCCAGGACAUACCGCUGAAGAAUUUGGUCGUGGACAGUUUGGUCGCGUUACGCAGCGUCAGAACUCGUUGCGUGCAGAGGCUGCCCGCACUGCGUCUGAUCUGGCAAAAACUCAAGCAAGAGUGCUGGCGCAAGGCUCCGGCGUGGCACUCCUAUUGCCCGGGCAUGACUAUCAUCUAUGGGUCGGUUGCACUUGCACCGUCUGCAAACUCGAGCACUGCCCCGGACAUUCUUUCGCUGACGUCGAUCAGUUCGAGUGCCCAGAGAAUUCUUUCCAGCUGUACAGGGCACUGGGACCAGGCAACAUUAGAACUGGAGAUUUCGUCGGUCUCUAUUACCCCAAUGGCGGUACUUGGCUCGCUAUGAUCAACGGCGUAGGACAGCAGUCUACAUGCCCCGGCGCACCAACCGAUCAGGAUGGGUUCAGCUCUUACAGCAAAUGGAACGAAUGCAGCGAUUCGGCCUUCCGCAUCUACGCCAAAGGAAAGUCAUCCGAUCAGACUAUCGAAUCAGGGAACCUUAUUUCCCUCUACUAUCCGAAGAACGUGGGUAAAGGCUACGUCGAGUAUCUCACCGCCGGUCUUACCACUUCGACGUGCAUGAAGGAUGAAUCGGCCUCCCUAUUGCCGCCUACCAGCGCUGCAUAUGAUCUGUGCCAAAGUAGCACCGCUUUUUCUUACCAUCUACGCAAUAGAGGAGAGCCUCUAUGGAUUGAACUGAAACGGAAUGGGAAUGAACUGAACUUUAGUGGAUUAGCCACACUGUAGUACGUAUUAUAGCUAGUAACAGGACUUGUUAGUGCAUGAUCGAGUAGUAGAAAGCAUGCUGCCAUGCUUUAUUGUUUUCUCAUGGUGAUCAUUCAUUAUAGCGCAGAAGCUGUGUUGAUGGCAACUUCG
Geodia barretti is the source of this 1199-nucleotide messenger RNA. The record is from the annotation of a GenBank genome assembly. NCBI's taxonomy places the organism in Eukaryota, Metazoa, Porifera, Demospongiae, Tetractinellida, Geodiidae.